Molecule: messenger RNA, 1922 nt
Organism: Panthera uncia (snow leopard)
Lineage: Eukaryota; Metazoa; Chordata; Mammalia; Carnivora; Felidae
Gene: FAM168B
Product: family with sequence similarity 168 member B
Exons: 7
Coding region: 209-796 (195 amino acids)
Source: RefSeq, a predicted model, not a curated record
GGAGCGGAGCGACUGGAAGCGCGGGCCGGGGAGGCGGCGGCGGCGGCGGCGGAGACGGGGGCCUCGCGGCUCAGCCCCCGCACCAGAACAGGCCUCCGCGGCGCUCGCCCUUCGCCGAGCCCCACCGCCGAGCCCGCCCCGGGCCGGCGUGCGCUGGUCAUCGAGGCCCAGGCUGCCGCUGCCGCUGCCGCGGCGCGUUCUUGAAAUCAUGAAUCCUGUUUAUAGCCCUGGUUCUUCUGGGGUUCCCUAUGCAAAUGCCAAAGGAAUUGGUUAUCCAGCUGGUUUCCCCAUGGGCUAUGCGGCCGCAGCUCCUGCCUAUUCCCCCAACAUGUACCCUGGAGCAAAUCCUACCUUCCAAACAGGUUACACUCCUGGCACACCUUACAAAGUGUCCUGUUCCCCCACCAGCGGGGCAGUGCCACCAUACUCCUCCUCCCCCAACCCCUACCAGACUGCUGUGUACCCUGUGCGAAGUGCCUACCCCCAGCAGAGCCCCUAUGCACAGCAGGGCACGUACUACACACAGCCCCUGUAUGCAGCACCCCCUCAUGUCAUCCACCACACCACGGUGGUGCAGCCCAACGGCAUGCCAGCAACAGUGUACCCUGCUCCCAUCCCUCCACCUAGAGGCAAUGGCGUCACCAUGGGCAUGGUGGCUGGGACCACUAUGGCCAUGUCAGCAGGUACCCUGCUGACCGCCCACUCCCCAACUCCUGUUGCCCCCCACCCAGUCACUGUGCCCACGUAUCGGGCCCCAGGAACGCCCACCUACAGCUACGUGCCCCCUCAGUGGUGAUCACCCUGCAAAUGUUUGAGGAUGGAGCUGUGCAGUCACAUCAUGGAGGUUCCACAGCUGGUGCUGCAGGCCUCGCGCCUCCAACCUGGACUUUCUUCUUAAUGCUCUCGACACUUAGCUAACACUACUCUGGCCCGGCCCAGCAGGUCCCAGCGCCAUUAGUUUCCAACGGACUCUGUGGGUUGGUCUUAAAGCAAUUCCUGUUUUGUGGGCUGCCUGGCAAUUUUUUAGCUAACUGUAAUGAUAAAAAGGGAGUAUUAAUCUAUUCUGAAUCAUAUCUAGUUGAAUGCAUGUUUAAAAAAACAAACAAAAAACAAAGCUUGCUCAAUCUACCUGCAGUGACUGAUGCAAAACCAUCAUAUGCAAAACCCAAAGGAAUGGAAAAGCAUUUUACAACUUGUAUCACUAAUGCACUGUUGUAAUGUAUGCAGAGUCUUCAAGUUAUAAGUGUUAAAGUGAAUUUCUUCAUAGAGUAUCUGAAAUCCCUUGGAUGAUUCUUCAGCCUUUGGGGUUGAUGUGGGUUGCCAGUUGGUAACGUGGACUUUGAGUUUUCAGCCAUCUGUUUCUUUUACACUGACUGCACGGGAAGAGAGUCGCAGGGACAGGGAAAGUGCAGGGUGGGCCACCACUGCCUGGGGCACAGCCAGCUUUCUGGACGUCCCUUUUCUUGCCGUUUAGGCUUGCCUAAACAUUGUGGUGUGGACAUUCUUAGAGAUGAUCAUGAAAGUAUAGAGUUGUAUGGCCAGUACAGUUAGGGGCAAGAGGUUGUCUGUGUAUCAGCAAAGCAGUUUUCUCUGCCAUCUCAAUUUUCAUUACAAGUCUCCUACACGUAGAGAUGAGGUUUUCUGUGUCUUUAUUGGGAAAGUCUUAUGUAGAACUAAAUUAUUUUCCUGGGAUGGAAGAUGUGUGAAGGAGAAACAGUCACACUUGGAGGAGGUAUUGGUUUCUCCUUUGUUUAGCUUAGAAAACCAUUCGUCCCUCCCGCCCCCAGAAGUUUCAGUCCACGGAAAACAUAUGUAGGCAUUGCUGUCCUCUACCACCCCCCCACCAACGAAGGGCAAAGAUUUCAGCUGUUAUGAAGAAAGUUACAUAUUUAAAAGAACUAUUAAAAGGGAACAAAACUUGA